AUGGCGAGCAUAUCACCCAUCAUGCGGCAGCUGGGCUGCUUACGGCCGCUGCUGAAGACCCCCAAAUCGAUACUGGGCCAUCGGACAAUCUCCACAGCCUACACCCCGAAGCCAGACGCAGCACCUCUUCCGAGCAAACUGCCCAAGACGUUCAUGUCGCAAUUACCAACUCAACUGCGUCCUGAUCAAGCCCCCAAGAGACUCAAAGUUUACCCCCCACCCACCAGCACCCGCAACACCUGCAAAGACCCCAUCUCCGCCGUAACCCAAUCCCAGCUCUCAACCCUCGAUCCAACAGGCGAGCGCAAGGCCCUUUUCGACUACCGCCGAAAUCCCCGCAGUGUGAAACCGGGCGACAUCCUGCGCGUGACGUUCAAGAACGGAGACCCGUUUUCGGGCGUGUGUUUGAGUAUCCGGCUGCGCGGGGUGGACACUGCGUUUUUGUUGCGGAAUGAGUUGACGAGGGUCGGUGUUGAGAUGUGGGUGAAGGUGUUUAGUCCUGAGAUGCAGAGUGUGGAGAUUGUGCAGAGGUCGGAGAAGAGGAAGAGAAGGGCGAGGUUGUAUUACAUGAGACAACCCAGACACGAUAUGAGAAGCGUGGAGAACAUCGUAUCGAACUAUCUCAAGAAGAAGUCGGCUCUUACGGGUCAGAGACGGGAGAGACGGUGA
Messenger RNA from Aspergillus chevalieri, 669 nucleotides. Its product is annotated as mitochondrial 54S ribosomal protein bL19m. Gene Ontology annotation, cellular component: mitochondrial large ribosomal subunit; ribosome. The record is from RefSeq and is a predicted model, not a curated record. The transcript is spliced from 3 exons. Bases 1 to 669 code for a protein of 222 amino acids. NCBI's taxonomy places the organism in Eukaryota, Fungi, Ascomycota, Eurotiomycetes, Eurotiales, Aspergillaceae. Gene Ontology annotation, biological process: translation. Gene Ontology annotation, molecular function: structural constituent of ribosome.